Oldenlandia corymbosa var. corymbosa is the source of this 989-nucleotide messenger RNA. The record is from the annotation of a GenBank genome assembly. Lineage: Eukaryota; Viridiplantae; Streptophyta; Magnoliopsida; Gentianales; Rubiaceae.
AUGGAGCAUAGAAUGCGUCUAAGGACAAAUGUUGCUUCAAGGGCUACAGAAAUCAAGAUCAGCAGCAAAUACGGUCCCAUAUAUCCCGAAAAGAAAUUUGAUGCUUCAUUUGCACAAAUGCGGCAUUCACCAUCACAAAGGUUCAACUCGUAUGUUUUACCUACGCCACAGGAAGCAAAGAGCAAGUACGAAACUUAUUAUUCUGGUCCAAUACUAAAAGAGAGCAAUGGUAAUACAAAAUCCAGCCGGUGGUCCAAUAACGGCAAAAGUUACCCUGAUCCAUUCUCUGGGUCACUUCUGCGGAACCCUGUGCCUUUCUUGUCUUCUACUGUUAAAUUAUCUUCACGGCUUUCUCCAAAUUUUGUGUCAUUGCCCAAAAUUAGUGAGCUUAAUGAGCUUCCAAUGCCCCCUGCUCACUUCUGCAGGCCUCCAAAUCGAAUCAUUCAUUCAGGGCCCUUGAUCUCCAAGGGACAAGACUUUCCUGCGGUAAAGAUUUUGUUUGUGAUGCGUACCGCAGCAUCCACCCUUCCGGUGCCUCCUGAGGUCAUUCCUCGAAGUUAUUCUAAUCCAUCCAGAGGCCAAAUAGAGGCAGCAUUGCAUGGGUCAAAACCAAUGAAGACACCUGAAACUUUAAAGAUCAACGAAGUGAUUCCUUCACUGCCACUGACACCUAUCAGCAUAGCAAAAGUGGAUCCUAUAUCACCUGCUUCCUAGAUCAACCAGCCAGUAAAAUGUCAGGAAAAGAUGUAUAGUUCGUAGUAGAUUCCGGGGCGUCUGGAUGCACAUUGAGUUGUUCUUCAACUUGAAGAACCAUCAAAAAGUAGAUGGCCAUGACGUUUUAUGACAGGUUGCUUGAUCUUCAUGGAAACUGGAAUAUGUAAAUAUUCUUUUCUUGUCUAUUGACCCACCCCUUUGUUUUUUUUGUUAGUAUAACCAUUAGGUUGACUCCCAUGACAUGAAAACACUAUCUGGUCUCUUUUUUGUGGGGA